CAACGACCUAUAAAAAAAAUGCAACAAACAAUUGUACUCCUUCAUCAGAUUAUUACUUUAAUAAUUUUCAACAGCUAGCAACUUAAACAUAACUAAAACCCCACUUUUGCUCUUGAUUCUUAUUUCACUAGCUAUGCUAUUACUUAACUCUUCUUUCUAUUUCUCCCUUCAACAAGUUAAUUUUCAUAUAUACACCCUUAAUUAGCUUAUAAUUACUUACUACAUUGAUCAUCACAAUGAUGAAAGUUUAUAGAUCAGGGAAACUACCUCUUCCAGUGCUUGCAGGAGUGGUAUGUGCUCUUGCAUUUUGUGUUCUCUUGUACAAUGAAAGAAUCAGCUUCAUUUCUUCUACUUCCAUCAUAAAGUUUAGCACUUGCGCUAGAAGAGGCCCUUUAACAGAUGGCGGUAAAAGAACAGAAAUAGAUGAGAUGAAAGAGGAAGAUAAACUGGAGUAUGAUGCAGACAUUUGUGACAUAACUGAAGGCAAAUGGGUGUUUAAUCGUUCAAUCAAACCUCUAUAUUCAGAUCGAAUAUGCCCAUAUUUAGACAGACAAGUUUCUUGUGUGAAGAAUGGACGCCCUGAUUCUGAUUAUCGCUACUGGCAAUGGCAACCUGAUGAAUGUUUAUUGCCUAGAUUUGAUCCAAAGAGAGCACUGACAAAGCUCAAAGGGAAGAGACUAUUGUUUGUUGGGGAUUCAUUACAAAGAGGACAAUGGCAAUCUUUUGUUUGCCUAGUGGAAUCAAUAAUACCCGAUGGCCAAAAGUCCAUGAAACGUGGUCGUGCUCAUUCUGUCUUUAGAGCCAAGGAGUAUAAUGCUACAAUAGAAUUCUAUUGGGCCCCAUUUCUUGUAGAGUCAAAUUCUGAUGUCCACAUAAUUGGAGAUCCAAGAAAGAGAAUAUUGAAGGUGGAUGCAGUUGCCAAGCAUGCCAAAAAUUGGUUAAAUGUUGAUAUCCUUGUCUUCAACACUUAUGUUUGGUGGAUGAGUGGCUUGAAGAUUAAUUCAUUAUGGGGCUCAUUUGCAAACGGAGAAGAAGGAUUUGAAGAAUUGGAUGCCUCAAUUGCUUACAGAAUUGGUUUAAAAACAUGGGCAAAUUGGGUCGAUUCGACUAUCGAUCCCAAUAAAACAAGGGUGUUUUUCACAACAAUGUCUCCGACUCACAUGAGGCCUGUAGAGUGGAAUAAUAAGGAUGGUAUCAAGUGCUUCAAUGAAACAAAACCAGUGAAGAAACGAGGGCAUUGGGGAUCCGGGUCCGACAAGAGGAUAAUGAAAGUGGUGGUAGAUGUGGUGGGGAAAAUGAAAGUCCCUGUAACAAUUCUUAAUGUUACACAACUUUCAGAAUAUAGAGUUGAUGCACACACCAAAAUUUACACAGAGUCAGGGGGUAAAUUGCUCACUGAUGAACAAAAGGCUGACCCUUUACAUCAUGCCGAUUGUAUACAUUGGUGUUUGCCUGGUGUUCCUGAUACUUACAAUCAAAUUUUCCUUUCCCACUUGUAAAAAAUGUUGUAACCUCAAAAAACAUGAGAAAGUGGUUACAAUGUAAUUCACCCCAAUUAUAAAUAUUGCAUUUUUAUUCCCUCUUAAUUAGUUUUUUUUGUACCAAAUCUUUUUCCAAAGAAAUCAAAAGGCAUCUUCUUAAGUAAAUGUUUUGUUUGUUUGGGUUCAGAAAAUGGAUGGUUUCACAAGA
This is a messenger RNA of Beta vulgaris subsp. vulgaris (sugar beet), 1689 nucleotides long. Its product is annotated as protein trichome birefringence-like 3. The record is from RefSeq and is a predicted model, not a curated record. Bases 237 to 1499 code for a protein of 420 amino acids. Gene Ontology annotation, cellular component: Golgi apparatus. The transcript is spliced from 6 exons. NCBI's taxonomy places the organism in Eukaryota, Viridiplantae, Streptophyta, Magnoliopsida, Caryophyllales, Amaranthaceae. Gene Ontology annotation, molecular function: O-acetyltransferase activity.